Molecule: messenger RNA, 3538 nt
Organism: Thunnus maccoyii (southern bluefin tuna)
Lineage: Eukaryota; Metazoa; Chordata; Actinopteri; Scombriformes; Scombridae
Product: serine/arginine-rich splicing factor 11-like
Exons: 11
Coding region: 2135-3079 (314 amino acids)
Biological process (GO): RNA splicing
Cellular component (GO): nucleoplasm
Molecular function (GO): RNA binding
Source: RefSeq, a predicted model, not a curated record
CCUUGUCGAUUGAGUGGCAUGACUCUUGAAUAGAGACAAUGUAAAAGAGUAAAAAAAAAAAAAAAAGAUUUCAUCUUCCCAUUUGUGCAUUGAGCAAGUCAGUACGCUGAUUUAGAUUAUUUGUGAAUGACAUGUAAAUGACACUCCCUCCCAUCGUCCAUAUCUCAUGGAAGAAGUGUGGAAAGCAGACCUCUGAUGUCAGAUUUUUGGUAUACUGUGGUAACGUAUCCCACGUCUACAGUGCAAUUCUCUUGAUAUAUUGGAUUUAAUUUCUUUGGAAAAAUACAUAUCUGGCUUUAUGUUUCUGCCUACAACAAUUUGCUUUAUAUUUAGAAAGCGCAGUAUACCAAAAUCUGCUGCACAGACUAGGAGUUGAACAUUUCCAAGCUGUGGGCGCCGCAGACACCUCAAAGUUCAGAAGUGAAGUUGUGUAAACACUUUAACCAUAUGCAUUUUAUUUUCUCCCCCAUAUUGGACUAUCCUCUGUUAAACUUCUCUCUGUUAUUUGUGUGUGUGUAUGUGUGUGUGUGUGUGGUUUUUGUAGUGAAGAAGGCAAAAGCAGCCCCCUCGUUGAUGGCUGAAAGUGGUCCUCUGCCUGCCAACAGGGGAUUGUAGACAUAUGCAAAGGCCAGGAAGCAUUCAAGCCCCACCCCUCUCUCUUUUUGUGUCCUCUGUUCUUUCUCUGCCUUCUCUUUGCUCUUUUUUUCUGCCUAAUUUGAUCUUUCCUAGGUGGUUUAGUUGAGACGGUCAGAUAUUGGGGGCAUAACCUGAAAGAGUGCUCACUCUGCACUAUUAAACACUGCUUAGCCAUUCGCUCGAUGGCUUAAGUAUUGUUUCUCAAAGGAUAAGGCUGUCAAUAUUAUAUUCAUAUAUCUUUAAUGUCAACAAAUACCAUGAAAGAAACAAAACUAACAUUAUCUUAAUCUAACAAGUUUUGUCUAUGUAGCCAAAGCCUGAUAUAGCUUAACUUAGACUUCCAUAUUUGUUCAAAAACACAUCUUUGAGCCACUCUGUGAAUACAGAUACACUGUGAAUAUCCAGUCAAAUGAAAUAAUAAACACUAUGAAAUAAAAUUGAAAGGCAGUAAGUUAUUUUGGUCUGUUGGCCAAAGGCUAUACAAAAAGAGUGGGUGUUUUUGGUUGACUAACUAAUAAUAAUUUGGGGAUUACAAGGGGAACCUGAGUCAAUGAUUGGUUAUCUUGUAUGAUAGUCGUACUACAUCUCGUCUUAAGUUGUCUAAGAUGCCCACCCGACAUGACACAAUGUUGGUACAAUAUUCUUUUUAACAGUGGUCUUCUUUUGUUGUUGUGUUUUACAGUUCUUUUUCCUGGCUCAGCCAGUCCUGUAUACCAGGCCCUGCUGAAAAUACCAUCCAACAGUUUUGUCUCCUGCAGCAAUUUCUCUCUCCAGUGUGCUCUUUUAUUUACAUGUUGUCAUUGUUGUGUGUCCAAAUUUUGGUUAUGUCUCUUUGUGAAAGUUGUUUUGGGAGUGGAUUUUCUAUGAGAUGAUUAUGAGGUGUUUAUUUGUUAAUUUGGGCCCAUUUUUUACAAAUGAAAUCAGAGGAAUUUUGCACAUGAAGAUACUUUUUAUUUAUUUGACUGUGGUAGCACAAAUUAAUCAAACCAGUCAUCCUCUGUCUAGGUUUGGUUAAUUGAUGCAGUGACAGGUAAGGAUACUAGAAUAAUGAUGUACAGCAGACACGCUACCUACCCUGAAUUCUGCUCUUGUCAUUUAGUAUUUUCCACUAUAUCCUCUGAUAUGUGUUUUUGGUAAGUAGACACUGAUGGCUUGUAUAGUGUUCUUGCCAAAUCCCUAAAUUUCUCUUUGUUGUGUGUAUCUCGAUUUUUCUCUGUGUGCUUUUAGUAGCGAAGCCGCCAACGUGAGUCGCUUGUUUCAGUAAACGUCUAUAUGAAAAUUGAGGGCACACCCAACUGGAGAAGCAGCUGUGCUUGCUAACGUUUGGUUCAUGACUUAAAAAACACGUUCAGGCUCUAUUCCAGAUGAGGCUAAAGCUUUGUCACUGUUGGCGCCAGCAAAUGCUGUUGCAGGAAUUCUGCCAGGAGGAGGACUUCUUCCAACGCCCAACCCCAUCCCCAAUCCACCUAUUGGAGCGAACCCCUUCGGUGGUCCAAACAUGGAUGCAAUGGCUGCAUUUGGAUUCCCAGGACCCAAUAUGAAUCCCCAGGCUGCCGACCAGCUGUUGAAGCUCAUGACAGAUCCAAAACUGAAUCCCUUGGCUGCAGGCUUAAACCUGAAUCCAGGCCUGAAGGCUGACUCAUCUAAUAAAGAAAUCGAAGAGGCCAUGAAGAGGGUCCGAGAGGCCCAGUCGCUCAUUUCUGCUGCUAUUGAACCUGGAAAUAAGGAGAGUAAAAAGAAGCGCUCCCGGUCCAGAUCCAGAAGAAGGAGGUCCAGAUCGCGUUCAAGACACAGGCGAACCAGGAGCAAAUCAAGGCGACGAUCAACCUCGAGAAGCAGGAGGCGCUCCAAAAGCCCACGCAGGAGACGGAGCCACUCCAGAGAACGAAACAGACGAUCUAGGAGCAGAUCCAGAGAUAGAAAGAAAGACGACUCGGGGAGAAGAAGAUCCAAAACGCCACCUAAAAGCUACAGCACCACCAGGAGGUCACGCAGCGUGAGCCGGAGACGCAGGAGAAGUCGCAGCAGCAGCCGAUCUCCUAAGAAGUCACCAAAAAGGAGAAUUUCCAGGUCUCCAUCUCCUCGAAGGCACAAGAAGGAGAAGAAAAGGGACAAGGAAAGGGACCGGGACCGCAGGAGCGAUAAGGAGCGCGGUCGAGACGAACGUGAGCGCUCCAUCAGCAAGAAAAGGAGAAGUAAAGACAAAGACCGAGAGCGGGAGAGGAAAUUGGAUGGAGAGAAAGGCGAUGUAAAGAUCACCAGGGAUUACGAUGAAGAGGAACAAGGCUACGACAGCGAGAAGGAGAGGGAGGACAGGAAGGAUUCGGACGACUCCGCUCUGUCCCCUCAGUCUGUAGAAGGUAACGGCACAGCGCGGCCCGUGAAGCAGGCUAAAGUCAAUGGUGACGAUCACCACGAAGAAGACAUGGAUGUCAGCGACUGAGUGUUCCGUCCCGCUUUGUCCCACAUUAUCUCUCAGUUUUGGUUGUGAACUUGUUACGACUUUGCCCCCACUGGGGGUUAAUCUGAAAUGUGAAGUGUGCUUGAAAUGUUUUGUUUUUUUCCGCACAGAAGAGCCGUCUCUUGCAGAAUUGUUAAGUCAUUUUUGCCUCGAGUUUUCCUAAUGAUAUAUUGUAUUUCUCUUGGUUUGUGGCAUUUCGUUCCAUUCGCCUCUACAAAUGUAAUCGGUUGAAACUGGAAGGAAGCUUGCUCUGCUUUUCUCGAGCUUGUGUUGUCAUUUCUUCACAUAUUGUAUCUUUUCAUUUAUGUUGAGUAUCGUGAUGUGUUGCUCAGACCUCUUUCACCUUAUCGAAACACAGUUACUACAUUUGCUUCUUGUUAUUUGAAAGCGUUGAUUGUUUUAUCAAGUAUUUCUUUUAUAUAAUAAAGCCUAUUUGGAGAA